UUCCCCAAGAUGGCAGCGCCCUUGUCAGUGGAGGUGGAGUUCGGAGGCGGUGCAGAGCUCCUAUUUGACGGUGUAAAGAAGCAUCAGGUCACCUUGCCAGAACAGGAGGAGCCCUGGGACAUUCGGAAUCUUCUUGUCUGGAUCAAGAAGAAUUUGCUAAAAGAGCGGCCAGAAUUGUUCAUCCAAGGAGACACUGUGCGGCCAGGAAUUCUGGUGCUGAUUAACGAUGCCGACUGGGAACUGCUGGGUGAGCUGGACUACCAGCUUCAGGACCAGGACAGCAUCCUCUUCAUAUCCACACUGCAUGGCGGCUGAGGGCCCCUCUCUGUGCCUGCACACCCUUGGGGUGGCGAGAACAGAACAAUCAGACAUCCCCUUGGGCCCUGCUUCCAGAUCUCCCUGUCCCCCUUGGUUGCUUUCUUCCCUUCUCUAUCCCCUCAGCUCCCUCUGGGCAGGGAAAAGAGGCCAGGUGCUAAAAAUGAGCCUUUCUCAGGCACAUGAGCAGAGGAAAGCAGGCAGGCAGGCACCUGAGCCCAGCACUUCCUCUCCCAGCAGCUGAGGUGGGGGGAGUGGAGUGUGUCCCUUUGGUUUGUCAAGAGCGGAGGAGGGUUCUGUGGCCAGGUUACUCAGCUGCUUUAGGGACUAAGAACAGGUCCUGCUGCUUUCGGUUCUUUGUGUCUCAAUCUAAAUGUUGAGUUACUGCUGACAAGGUGCUCCAGCUCUCUGGGCCACAAUGUCUUCAUGGGAAAGAUGAGUGAACCUAAAUAGCCGUUGGGAGGUCCCUCCUUCUCAAAGAUUGAAGGAGUCUCUGCCUCAGUUUCCCCAUAUGGACAGCAGAGGGGUCUGCCUAUCCCCCACUGAUGUCAUUAUGGAACCCCAGCUGGGGUCCCCUAUUCACUGCUGACCCCCUCCCCACCCGGCAGCUGCUCUUCCAACCACCCUUCUCUCUACCCUUCUCCUCCUGCUACCCCCACCCCCAGCCCUUGACCCUGGCCAGCCUCCCCCCUUUCCCCCCCAGGCCACCAGAUGGGCUCCUGCAACCCUCCCCCAGCAAAAGGCUGUCUGCCGUUCAUGCUGCUGGGGCGGUGGGAGGGGGGCGAGUCUAAACCUUGGACUGGCAAAUAGAGGGUGGGGGUGGGUGGGUGGGAUUUCAAUAUGCCUCAGUUUCCUCUUUUACAACAAUAUGGAUAUUUAUAGUUAUAAAUCAGUUCAUCUGAAAGCAGGAGGUAUUCAAUGGCACAAAUAUAUCUCUUCCCACUUCCUUGUAGGAAGGAGGAUGAGGUUAGGCAGCACCUGGUAGCAGAGUGAUUUGUCCCCCUCCCUCCAUCCCUUCUGGAAGUCUUGGGGCCUCAGUGCCUGCAACAGCUGGCCUUGGGCAAAUAAAAGACUAAGUUGUUUACUAGCCUUUCUUGGAGCUUCAUCUUAGAAACACGGGUGGCAACCCCACAUCGCCCCAACCUCUCAGUCCUCAGCCUAGGACUCAGAGCUGCCCUUCAUCCAGAGAGGGGGCAUGGCUUGAAACCCAGACUCUCCAGGAGGGAUAUUCUGAUGGGGCGAUCUGGAAAAAGGGGUGGCAGAGCCAGUCUGUGCUGACCAGUCUGAGUCCCAGGACGCUUCUCCACCCAUCUGUCUGAGGCCAGGCUUUGUCCCACCAGCUGCAGCCAGUAGCCCCAGAACCCAGAAUGGGGGUGGCAUAGAUAAGACUGCUGAGCCCCCAGUUUCCUUCCCAUGACCUGGAGAAAAGAGCUUUGUUUGCUGGAAGAUGUCAGAAAAAAUAGGGCAUUACCAUCAUCCUGCUCAAAACAUUGCUUUUCACUAAAUAUCAAUAAUUUAAGGUGGAAUUUCUCUCACUAUGUGAAGAUGAGAUGCCAAAUUAUUUGUCCCAGCAGUGCUGGGGAGGGGGUGCACAUCAUUCUUAAGACAGAUGACCCCUUGGCUAGUGAGCUUCUCUCCAGCACUACUGUCACUGGAGGCCCUUUGGGGAUGUGUGUGUGGGUAGGGGCGGCCAUGUUGGGGUUAUGGGUAGGAGCUGGUUUGGGUAUGAAUUUGCCUAGUGUUAGGGUCCAGGUCCAGGUGCUGUCUGGAGAGGCUGUACAACCAGCCCUAACUAGAUGCUUGAAGCCAAGGUCUUCGUGUUAGGGGACAGAGUAGGGGAUUUGAAAUGGCCCUUUAUGGCCUUACUUUAGAGGGUCAGCUUGUCCCGAUUCUUGUAAGCUGAAAGUCCCUCCCUGCUUCCAGUCCUCCUGACCUGCCAGUGUGAUCCAUCAUCCCACCCGUGAUUCCUGGUUCUGAAAACCAGUUGCUAGGAUGCGUUUCCUCUCCUGCAUGCAAGGAUUGGGGGGAUGGGAUACAGGAUAUCCCUUCCCCCACUGCACCCCAAUUAAAAUUGAGGAGUAGGGCAAGAGAAGGCUCUGGGAAAACCGGCUUCUCCGUGCAGCAGGGAUUGUGCCAUCUCUGCACUGCAAUUGGCAAGGGUCAGUUCACUUCAUUUUGGCAGAGAGGGGUACGGACAGGUGACCCAUACUCAGCCCCAGCAACUCCCAAAUGCCCCCUGGGCAACUCCUGUCAAGUUGGCCCCCAAUUUUGAGGAAAUAAACGAAUAAAUAAACCCCAA
Messenger RNA from Choloepus didactylus (southern two-toed sloth), 2614 nucleotides. RefSeq names its product ubiquitin related modifier 1 (gene URM1). Bases 10 to 315 code for a protein of 101 amino acids. NCBI's taxonomy places the organism in Eukaryota, Metazoa, Chordata, Mammalia, Pilosa, Megalonychidae. The transcript has 5 exons. The record is from RefSeq and is a predicted model, not a curated record. Gene Ontology annotation, cellular component: nucleus; cytoplasm. Gene Ontology annotation, biological process: protein urmylation; tRNA thio-modification. Gene Ontology annotation, molecular function: protein tag activity.